Hipposideros armiger (great roundleaf bat) is the source of this 761-nucleotide messenger RNA. RefSeq names its product mediator of RNA polymerase II transcription subunit 28-like. Lineage: Eukaryota; Metazoa; Chordata; Mammalia; Chiroptera; Hipposideridae. Gene Ontology annotation, cellular component: mediator complex. The record is from RefSeq and is a predicted model, not a curated record.
AUGUUCUCCGGGCAGCCGCCCGGACCCCCGCCGCCCCCGCUGGGACUCCCGGGCCAGCCUUUGCUUCUUCAGGCCGCGCCAGGCGCUCCGAGAUCUUCUCCAAGUACCUUGGUGGAUGAAUUGGAGUCAUCUUUCGAGGCUUGCUUUGCUUCUUUAGUGAGUCAGGACUAUGUCAAUGGCACGGAUCAGGAAGAAAUUCAACCUGGUGUCGAUCAGUGUAUCCAGAAAUUUCUGGAUAGAAAGACAGAGUGUUUUUUCCUACAGAAAAGAUUGCAGUUAUCUGUCCAGAAACCAGAGCAAGUUAUCAAAGAGGAUGUCUCGGAACUAAGCAAUGAGCUACAGCGGAAGGAUGCUCUGGUCCAGAAGCACAUGACCAAGCUGCGGCAUUGGCAACAGGUGCUGGAGGACAUCAGCGCGCAGCACAAAAAGCCAGCCAACGUCCCCCAGGGCUCACUGGCCUACCUGGAGCAGGCGUCCGCUAACAGCUCUGCACCUAUGAAGCAGACCUGAGGAAGAGCCGGCCUGACUGGGAGCCGCUGUGAGUCGGCCUAGGCACAGGGCUUCUGCCAAACAUCGCUCCUUGAGGACACUACAUUUUAGAAGAAUCUUUUGCCAGAGAAUGAGAUGCUUUUACUUUCAUGCUCCCACCUAAAAAUUUCCCCCUAUUUUUAUAAGCUGGUAUUUCUUUAAUACUUUAUAAAAUGCCUGUAUCUUUUGUAAACCAAGUAGAUUUUUUUGUUUGUGGCAAAAUUUAGACUUAG